This is a messenger RNA of Effrenium voratum, 1761 nucleotides long. Lineage: Eukaryota; Dinophyceae; Suessiales; Symbiodiniaceae. The record is from the annotation of a GenBank genome assembly.
AUGGUGAAGCUUCGGCCUGACCGGUGCCUCUGCCAAAACAGGCCGAGCUUCAGCGGCAGCUAUGUCCUGAGCCGGGAAGACCUGGAUGGCUGCAACCGCAGCUCGCACAGCUGCGAUGAGGGGCACUCCGUCCACGUGGUAUCGUUGGACCAGGUCUUGCAGAGCUACGGGGCUUCCAAGGUGUGCCUUCUGAAGAUCGACACCGAGGGCGCGGAGCUGCGCGUGCUGCGAAGCGCACAGGCCUGGCUCAGCCGGCGCGCCAUCCAAGUCAUCUACUUCGAGUGGAGGCCGCUCAAAGACCUCGCCAAAGGUGAGGACCCUUUCCAAAUCUUGGAGUUCCUGGAUGCGCUGGGAUACGGGAUCUUUGCUUCGGCAGCCUGGUUUAAGGAAGAUGAGGUGCAAUUGCCUUCCGUCCAAGAGUGGACUGCGGUGCCGCGGGCGCUUUGGAAGGACAUGCUGCACUGGAAGGCUGGACAAUGGGGGCGACGCUCCACGGCCGGGUCGGCAUAUGACGGCAUGCAUGUUACAACACACAGUGAACAGCCGGUGACCAUGGAGAUGGAGUUGCCGGAGCGCCGGGUCCUCAGCGUAGCUGUCACAAGGGCGCGGCUGACUGUGGGGUUCUCCGGAGGCAUGAAGAUUAUUGAAGACGCAAGAAAUCGCAUGCCGAGUCAGAAGGCGAGAAGGCGAGAAGGCGUGGGCGAGGAAGACUUUGGCCAGGUUUGGCAAGACCUGGGCGGACGGAACCGCUUCUUCUGUGGUGGCAGGUGCAUUGCUGGUCCGGACAUGGACUAUCACUUCCAGCUUUGCACCUUCUGUAGCUUGCUUGUGCCCUCGCUUUUCUACUUCUCCGUGUGCGCGCGAUACCUUUGGGAUGUCAGCCCCUGGAUUCCAGUGCUCACGGCCAUCAUGCUGAUGUCAACUGUGGCUCUUUGGUUCCUGACCGCUUGCACGGACCCAGGUGAAGCCAGCACGCCCACCACGGUGAAUCCGAGCACCGCAGCAUCGGCGACACCAUCCUGCUCCGAACUGCCAGCCAGGCGGACGCCUUUAUCCUCUAAAGCUAGGCCAUUCACAAGCUCAUCUUCUAGGUACGUUUCCUUGCCCGGAAAUGAGCUGGCCACUGGGGCAUUUCCGUACAACCCAGAGCUUCAAGACUUUGUGUACUUGAACAUGGGGCAGGCACCUGGCAAAGGAGCAGGUAGCUGUGAGCGUGCAACAGGAAGUCAGGAAGUAUCGCAGGAGUUUGUGGCGGCUCGGGCCGCACUCCGCACUCCGUCUCCAGAGCUUCGCUAUGGGACAUUCGAGAGGCAAAUCACAGAGCUGGACUUGCUGUUGAGCCCAUUGCCUUCUGACGCGCGGCCGUACCAGAGCCAGUGUCAGACAGCGAUCUCAGCAGCAGCCCAGGCAGCGGGCCAGGCCUCACAGGGCUUCGAUCUUCACGUACCAGUCAAACGGACGUUCAUUCAUUACGACACCAAAGCUGAAGGCGACAAAACGCCUUGCAGAAGGACACGUUCCGCUUCAGCACCUGCAAGGCUGUGUUCGCGACAGUGUGCGCGUGUGACACAGGAGCAUCGCGCUGGCAACUGCAAGCCAUGCGCGUAUUUCUUCGCUAAGACUGAUGGCUGCAGAUGGCACGAAGCUUGCACCUUUUGCCAUCUCUGCCCACCUGGGGAGCUGAAGCGCCGCAAGAAGCAGAAACGUGCUAUGCUUAAAGCUUUGGACAAAGCCCAGGAAAGUCCCGCUGGCUCUGUGUGA